Molecule: messenger RNA, 1179 nt
Organism: Monascus purpureus
Lineage: Eukaryota; Fungi; Ascomycota; Eurotiomycetes; Eurotiales; Aspergillaceae
Source: the annotation of a GenBank genome assembly
AUGGCUGUACGAGCGCCUCGCCUUGUCCGCAACCCGUCCCGCAUCCUCUUCCGUACUCAUUUGGUCCCACGGGCUUCUCCCUUGAAACCAUGGGCCGUCCAAGCAAGCCCCUUCAGUAGUGGCACUCUUCGUAUGCAGAACAUGAAAGCACUGGUGUACACUGGGCCUGGAAAACUGGAAUUUCAAGAGCGCGCCAUCCCUACCAUCCAGUCUCCCACCGAUGCAAUUGUCAAGAUGCGCCACACCACUAUCUGCGGAACGGAUCUGCACAUCCUGAAGGGGGAUGUUCCGUCGAUAGAAUACGGUCGAGUGUUAGGACACGAGGGCGUUGGAUCGAUCGUUUCUGUGGGAUCUGCAGUGAGCGACUUCAAGGCCGAUGAUACCGUUCUUAUUUCCGCCAUCACAGGAUGCGGUGUCUGCCCUUCUUGUCGCAGGGGGAUGAGCUCCCACUGUUCCAGUGGCGGGUGGCUCCUGGGCAAUUCCCAGGAUGGCACGCAAGCCGAAUACGUGAGGAUUCCUCACGCAACAUCUUCCCUGUACAAGAUCCCAGCCUCUAUUGAUCCCAGGGCCGCCGUGACCCUGUCCGACGCGUUUCCUACUGGGAUGGAGUCCGGAGCCAUGAAUGCCUGCGUUCAACCGGGGAGCACCGUGGCCGUCAUCGGCGCAGGUCCGGUUGGCCUGGCAGCGAUGCUGACAGCAAAACUAUACUCACCUUCGUACCUGGUAGCCAUCGAUCUGGAUGAGACCCGACUGGGCCAUGCAAAGAGACUGGGAGCCGAUGAGACUGUGAAUCCAAGCUCCCCGGGCGCCAUGGAGGCCUUGGAGAAGGCGACUGACGGUGUGGGAUUUGACGCUGUUAUUGAAGCAGUGGGCGUACCGAAGACGUUUGAGCUCAGCCAGAAACUGGUUGCUCCUGGAGGUUCCCUUGCCAAUGUCGGAGUUCAUGGCCAGAAAGUUGAUCUGUAUCUCGACAAGCUUUGGGACCGCAACAUCGCCAUACGGACCAAGUUGCUGGAUGCGUACACAAUCCCGACGCUUAUUCGGCUCUCUAGCAGGGGAAUAAUUGAUCCAGCUACCUUGCUCACGCAUCAUUUCCCAUUCUCUCAAAGUCUCGAGGCCUAUGAAGCUUUCAAGGCAGCGUCCGUACAAGGAACGCUCAAGGUUGCAAUUGAUUUCUAA